AUGUCUCAGGCUCAGAUCAUCCCUCAUGUCCAUCUGCUAUGCCUCGAUCAACAAUGCGGCAUCGCCUUUGAGGAGGCAAGUCAGCAACUUGAGCUCGGCUCCGCAUCUCAAGUGUCUAUCCUCAACUGCGAGCUCACAGGAGUACCAUCCACAGUUCAAUUUGACACCAUCGUCUCUCCUGCAAAUUCAUAUGGGCAGCUAGACGGUGGAUUCGAUGAUGCUAUCUCUCUUGCCUUUUCACCUGGCGACGACUAUAUGGCGCUCACUCGCGCAGCUCAGGAACAGCUGUACGAUGAAUGGCGAGGCUUUGCCCCUCCUGGGACCUGCACGAUUGUUCGAAUCCCGGAAAGAUUUCGUCAGCGAUCGAUGAAUGUCUGGGGCACAAAAUUCUUGGCUCUUUGCCCUACGAUGCGUGUACCCAUGGACGUCAGGUGGGAUAGGGAAAUUGUCUACGAUGCUGUGUGGAGUUUGCUCUGCGCCAUUGACAAGCACAACCGGACAGCACCUGAGAACGACAAGAUCUCAAGGAUACUCAUGACCCCCAUGGCGACGGGCACAGGCCUCGUUACUCCAGAGAGAUGGGCGGAGCAGACAGUCUUGGCGAUGAAGCAUUUCCGCGAAGCAGUAGAGAAUCCGCAGAAAUGGAGCGCGAUGGAGUGGCCUGACAUCUUUGAGGUUGGAGAUGAUAUCGAAGACACGUGGAAUUAUGAUGAUGAUGACAAUCGCACACCCGAGUAUCAGGUUCAUGGUCAGUAG
Fusarium vanettenii 77-13-4 is the source of this 756-nucleotide messenger RNA. RefSeq lists its product as uncharacterized. The transcript has a single exon. NCBI's taxonomy places the organism in Eukaryota, Fungi, Ascomycota, Sordariomycetes, Hypocreales, Nectriaceae. The record is from RefSeq and is a predicted model, not a curated record. Bases 1 to 756 code for a protein of 251 amino acids.